Messenger RNA from Volvox carteri f. nagariensis, 4513 nucleotides. RefSeq lists its product as uncharacterized. The record is from RefSeq and is a predicted model, not a curated record. NCBI's taxonomy places the organism in Eukaryota, Viridiplantae, Chlorophyta, Chlorophyceae, Chlamydomonadales, Volvocaceae. The transcript is spliced from 11 exons. Bases 158 to 4513 code for a protein of 1451 amino acids.
AAACUUUGCAUCGCACUCCGUGUGCCUGCCUAUCUGUCUGCCACGUUUCUCUGUCUGUUUACCUAGUAGUGUGGCCUUGGCAUCCCAAAUUACACGCCACUCCCGCUUCCUCAGGUUCCAUCCGGAUGAGGUCGCCGAGAACGAGAAGCUCGCCAGCAUGCUCACACAGCCCAGGCAAGACAGACAACUAUCGGGCACGGAUAGGGAGCGGCAAAGCAGCAGCCACAAUAGCCGAAGCAGUGGUGAAGGCGCCAGCACACUCUUCGGCGCGCUGCCGUCGGUCACGUCGCUGCAGCAGUCGCUCCGAAACCUCAUGCCGCUGCCUGUGCAGCCCGCGUCGCCUGCUGUUCCUCCCUCUCCCCCUUCACGGGAAGCUGGCCGCUCCAUCGCAACGCCUGCGACGGCGACGGCGCUGCUGCCACUGGGCGGAGGGGAGCUGUGGCGGCGCCAAGACCCGGUUUUCCUCAAGCUUAGCAGGUCACUGGACCGUUGGCAUGAGCUGCAGCGCGAGCACAGCCGCCCGCUGCGUAGGGGCCGUCGGGCGAGGCUGUUGGUGGUACGGGGUGUGGACCUGCCGGCGGAGUGGAAGGACGUCAUGAGGCCAGUCGCUGCAGCGGCGGACUCGGCUGGAGCGAGGCGUGCGUGGCUCGGUGGAAUAUUCCACGCGUUUACAGUUGCGGCGGGAGCUGCAGCGGGUGUUAUAGGGUUGCAGCGGCGGCAUAGGGUCUGGGAGGUGGCGGGCGUGGCCGCGCGGACGCAACAGCAGUCGCUGCAGCAUCGGGAGCAACAGCAGGGGCCCCCAGGGGCCCUACCCGUAUCGAGUAUGCGGCGGGAAGCAAACGAGGAGGAUGCUGCCGCUGGGCUAAUAUGCUUCGUCGUUUUUAUGGAUCUACUCUAUGGCUGGCAAAUCGGCGGCUCCCACCGAGCUUAUACCUUCCCUCGACCUCGCCAACGCGAGCAGGCACUGGAAUCCUCACCCGCGUUUGGCGCAGCUGACGACCUCCCCACCACCGAUUUCAACGCCGUGGACACCAUGGCGGCGCCUUCGGGCGGCGGCAGCAUGCAUACACACAAGCCGCCGCUGCCGCCGCUACCAUCUCCGCGCUCGGCGGGGCACGGCGGCAGGGGCGCGAAGCCUUUGGCGCCGCCACCCGGGACGGCGGUCGCGACGACAGCAGCGGCGCCACGGCGGGCUGCCGUACAGGCCAUGGAACCCGUACCACGACUGGCAAAGGAGGCGAAGACCGCAGCGGUUAACCGAACAGGCGCCACCGGCAGCAGCAGCAGCAGCAGCGGGGAAGGCAUCCCGUACAUUGGCCUGCAGGGGGGGGAUGUACACGCACACGGCAAUGUGAACAUGAGCCAGGCGGAAGGGGGCGGCCUCGAGGCUUUAGCGUGGGAUAUGCAGCAGCAGCAGCAGCCACAGCAGCAGCAGCCACAGCAGCAGCAGCCACAGCAGCCGCAGCCGCUACCCGCAUGGGAGGGUGUGCCGUUGGAGGCUUCGCGGCUGGAGGCUGCACUGGCGGUAAUGCAAAGGUCACAAGAGCUUCGAAGCCUCGCGGCCAUUUCGCCACAGCACCACACCGCCAUGGCGGCGGCCCUGACGGCGGCGCUGGCGCUGCUGCCGCCGGCGCCGCCGCCGCUGGAGCUCGUGGCUGCGAUGCGUGCGCAAGGCCCAAGUGUGGCCUGCACACACGACCCCACGCUACCGGUGGCCGGCGAGGUGCCGACCGCGGCAGCCGUCCCCAAAGGCGACGGCGGCAACAGGACGAACUCGACAUGCCAUGGUACGACGGCGCUGUCGCCGCCUCCUCCGCGACUGCGGAAUGUGAGCUCCGGCGGCGGCGUUAUCGUCGCUGGCAAAUCCUCCUCUGCCAGUGGACCCGUGCCGUACACUGGACCAGUCGCGGUUGCAAUGUACGAAUCCAACAGCUACGACGCGACGCCCGUAUGGCUGGACUCCCUAGCAUCCCUGCUGGAUGUUCUGGGUGUCCCCAACGCCAUAAUGACCCGUGGGUCGCUGCGGCGCAUCGUGGGACAGCACCGCAUUGAGCUGCUGGCGUCGCUGCGCAAUAAAGUAUUGGACACAGCUCUACUGCACGGCCUCAAGCAAAUGACCCAUGGGUCACAGCCGCAGUACAGGACAGUCAGCUUCCGACCCGAUCGGCUGCUCUUCAUCAACGACGUGUACGCUUGCGCUCCGGAUCUGCUGCGGCUCCUGCAGCUGGGUUACGGUGUUGGCGCUGACCUGGCUUGUGGCCUGGAUUUCGAUCGCCCGGGAGAUCGCCGCCGGGGCCGGCGGCGGCGCCGCCGGGGGCUCUUGGCCUCCCAAGACGAUUCCGAACCAGACCUGAACCCCGACCGGGAAGGGAAGGAUCCAGGAAGGCGGGGGCCGAUCAUGGCGACGGAGGCGGCGGCGGAGGCAACGGAGCUGGGAGCUGGGAUGGCGGGAACAGCAGCGGUCUCCAUCCAGAGGGACAACGAGGAGAUCAAGGAGGAGGAGGAGGAGGAGGAGGAAGACGAAGAUGAGGACCUGGAUGAGGAGGCACUUCAAGCCGCCAACCUACACCGCUUACUGCGGCGACUGUCAGCACGACCCGCCACCACCAGCGGGGAGGCCGCCGCCGCCGCCGCCGACGACGACGACGACGACGACGACGACUGGGGUUCAGCGGUGCCGCCACGACCGCCGCCGCAGGCUCAUGCAUCAGGAUUAGGAGAUCAAACAGACAAGGACCUGACCCGGUCUCUGGGUUCUUCCGUCACCGCCGCGGCGGUGGGUCCUAGUCCCGUCGUAAGCGACCCACGGGUCGGUGCUGGCCGCAAGGCCCAUGAGAUUCUGGUUGCGGUCCUAGAGGCGCAGCGCAUGGCAGCGGCAGGACACCGCUGGGACCCUGCGCGACAGUACGAAUUUUACGACACCUGGGUCGCGCGAGAUGUUGGCGGUCGACGGAUGGACAAGCGGUUGCCGCUUGCGGUCCAUCACGGCCGCACCGCCCUGCGACUGGCUCUGGGACUGCCCGCCGCGGCGUACUGCUGCUGGAACGGCGCAGCGGUACUCAACACAGCGCCGUUCCUGCCGCCGCCGCCGCCGCCGCCGCCGCCAUCGCCGUCGCCGUCGAAGCAGCAGCAGCAGCACCUGGCGGCCGAUGAAUGUGACGCGACCGGCAGCGACGCAACCGCAGCUGUCCCUUCUGGAAACGGCAGCCGCGGCGCCACCGGUGGCACUCCUUACCCACUUCAUGAGAAGCGUGGGGUGGUCCGACUGCCUGGUGGCGCUGAGCUUCGAUUUCGCCGGAGCCUACCUGGCGAGUGUGAUGCGAGCGAGUGUUCGCUUCUCUGCGAUGACCUGCACCGCCUGGGGUACGGCAAAGUUGUAAUUGACCCUUCCAUCAGGUUGUCGUAUAUGCCGUACCACGACGCCGGGUUACACAAGGACUGGUUCCUGGGGACGCCGCUGUUGCAGUGGGGCGAGCUGGCGUCGCUGGCGGCGGCGGCAUCACCGCCACCACCCUUGGUGGGGCGCGGGAAAGCGCCGGCGGCCAGCUCUAACCGUCGGAGGCGUUCGCAGGUUUUAGCUCUUAAGGUAAUUCUGGGGCGUCUGUGGUGGGAUGGCGCAUGGGGGGAAGCGCAGCCGCCGGACAUCGAUGCGGCGCUGAAGUCAGGUCCCAAUGCGCAAGUCGGUUGCCCCCCAGUACAGCCGUUACAACCGCCGCCAGUGCAGCCAACGGCCUUAAGACAAGUGCCUGCAGUUGAGGCGGUUGAGGCGGUUGAGGCGGUUGAGGCGGAGGUAGAGGUGCUACGAGGAGGUCACGACCCUGUUUGGCGCCGCCGGGAGUCGCCGCCGCUUGCAGACGUCCCGUGGGUUAGUCCACUGCCCCGCCUGCACUCCUGCCUCAACAUGGAGUGGCAGAUGCUGGCUCAGCGUGUAAGAGCGCUGCCGCCAACGCCGCCGACGCCGCCGACGCUGCCGCGUUCUCGCACAGCGGCCGCCUCCGCGCCUAGCUCCACCGCGGCUAGCCCACUGGCUGCAGCUAGCGGCGGCGGCGGCGGUGCGGGCGGCCGCUCUGAGAGCGGCGUUGGUGGCGAUGUUAGUCCGUCUGACAGUUCCAAGGUGAAGUUGGUUCCGCUGGCGGCGCAGCGGCCUCAGCGGCCCGCAGCUGGUGGCCCUGGUGGCCCCCGGGGUGGCGACAGCUGGUUGGGGUUGCAAGGACCUUGGAGCUGGUGGUCAUCAUCACCACCGCCGCCACCGCCAUCAUCAUCACCGUCAUCAUCACCAUUAUCAUCAUCCGGCGACCAGCUCCUUGCAGUGCCUUCUCUGGAGGUUGAGUGCAUCGACUUGUUCCCGGGGUCUGAUAUGGCCAACUUCGCGGGCUUCAUGUUGGUUCACCCGGCGCAACCUAAUUUCACUGACACGUACCUUCGGCAGCAGCGCUCCCUCAUGCGGCUGCGGCCUCUCAUGACGCAUCCCUGUCCGAACCUCUCCUUACGCGGUGGCCCUGUCGGUGCCUGA